UCUCUCCAUCGCGUGCUGCUCCUGUAGCAUCACGGCUUUAUUAUUCGAACGUGCACGUCCGCCGAAAUAUAUAGUGCGCGUUGGUGAAUUAUACUUCUGAUUUUUGUUUUUGUUCCCCGGAGUGCCGUGGCUCGUGAUGUCGUGGCUCGUGUUUUGCUCUGUUUAAUCGGAUAGACCAAACCGAGGAUACGACUGACUGUGUGUGUGUGUGUGUGUGUGUUCUCCGGUGGGCAUUUUGAAACUGGACACCGCAGGGCCCUCUUUUCCAUGCGGAGGGAUACGUUGUUGCUGCUGACAAUGUGGAUGGAGGAGCUGUAAGAUGUCUACCGGGAGAAUGAAGCCGUCACUAUUGUAGCAAAAAAAAGAGGAAGUGGUGCGUCCGGGAGCGCGAGCCGUUUGGAUACUUUGUAACGCUCUGUUUCCGGUCGCGGGUUUCCGCUCUGUCUCUCGGUGUGUGUGUGUGUGUGUGUGUGUCUCCGCUUCCCGGAGGAUGGAGUGUAAAUAAGGACUCGCGGAGAUCCGACGCUUUUUUUUCAUGCCUCAGGUCUCGUGCGCAACUUUUUGUUUUGUUUUUUUGUUGACUUGUUUAUUGUUUGGGUUUUUUCCUCCUAUGAGACUUGGAGGCUUUUCUGCAUAAGCGCUGGAGGUGAAGCGGCUCCUACACACAGGGCUCUUUAAAGACAGCGGGGCAUGAACGAGCAGCAGGGCCACAGAAUGGCGGUCGAAACAGAUAAGGAACUCAGCGACCUCUUGGAUUUUAGUGCGAUGUUUGCACCACCUGUAGCCAACGGGAAGACUCGACCAACCACUCUGGCCAGCAGUCAGUUUGGUGGCUCAGGAUUGGAUGAACGCGGUUCCUCCGGUCCCUGGGCUGCCGGGGAACAGGGCAGCCCUUCGUUCAAUCAUGGACGGAGUUAUAGCGAGGGUUCGCACUACAGCGAGCAUGACGGCCUGUCUUCACCGUUCCUCAGCACUGGGAUUGGUGGAAAGAAUGAACGUGGACCAUAUUCAUCAUUCGGUGGGCAGCAAGGGUUCCUGCCUUCAGACAUCGUGAUGGCCAACGCUGAUGCCAUGUCUCCAUCAGGCCUGAAGUCUGGCUCUCAGUUUUACCCCACGUUCUCCAACAACCCUCGGAGACGCCCUCCAGAAGCAAACAUGGACACCCAGCCAAAAAAGAUUAGGAAGCCACCAGGACUUCCGUCUUCUGUAUAUGCCUCCACGUCCGGUGAUGAGUAUCCUCGAGACGGUGCUGGAUAUCCAGCCUCUAAACCGGGCCCUGUCUACCCCGGCUCUUUCUACAUGCAAGAGGGUCUACACCCUUCCUCUGACCCCUGGGCAACGUCUGGGCCUCUGGGCCAGUCAGGAUAUUCAGCCAUGCUGGGCAAUUCGCCCCACAUCAACCAGCCAGGCUCCUUCACUGCUGUCAAUCCACAGGACAGAAUGAAGCGCCAGCCGUUGCCUCUCUCCCCACAAAACUACCCUCUUCACGGCGCUGAUGUCAACGGCUUCCAUUCAGGCUCCGGGGCCUACAACCAGACGUCUUCUAUUAACGGAGCAGACAGCAUCAUGGUCAGUAGAAGUUCAGCUACGGGCAGCUCAGGUGACGAGAUUGGAAAAGCCCUAGCCUCGAUCUACCCUUCAGACCACAACAGCAACAAUUUCCCCUCCACACCCUCCACGCCGGUCGGCUCACCCCAAGGUAUCGCAGGUGCUUCUCAGUGGCCAAGAUCUGCGAGCCAGGCAGCUCUUUCACCGAGCUAUGAAGGUGGACUCCAUGCACUUCAAAAUAAAAUGGAGGACCAUCUAGAGGAGGCCAUCCAUGUUCUGCGUAGUCAUGCGGUGGGUCAGGGCCCAGGUUCGAGCCUUGGUGGAGCCCAUUCAGACGUUCACAGUCUGCUGAGCGCUGUCGCAUCUUCUGUUCAUAACGGAGCCCUGGGAAACCUUGUUCAGGGAUUUUCGGCCGCUGGAUUGGCUCUGGGAAACAGACAUCCCGCAAUGGGUGGAAGUCACCACGAUGACCCCGCCUGUCUCCCUCCCAGCAGCAGCCUAUUACCCACGUCCCAUACCUCGGGCACCCCACAGCCUUCAGGAGCACCGGAGGACUUCACAAGUUUGUCGGGAGGCGUAGCCUCGCACUCCUCAAACAGCAGCGGCGAUAUCAAGAGGGAAGACAAAGAUGAUGACGAGAACUCCUCCGUAGCAGAUAAGUCUGAAGAAGAAAAGAAGGACUCCAAAGUGUCUCGCAACAGAACGAGAAAGGAGGUGUUUUCCCUCCAGGUCCAUUCAAGUUUUUCAGACCAGGGAGAAGAUAAAGACGACGAGGACGAUGAAGACCUGCCUGCCGAGGUGAAGAUAGAACGGGAGAAAGAGCGACGCGUAGCCAACAACGCCCGUGAGAGGUUGCGAGUCCGGGACAUCAACGAGGCCUUCAAAGAGCUGGGCCGCAUGUGUCAACUGCACUUGAGCACGGACAAACCGCAGACCAAACUGCUUAUUCUUCACCAGGCCGUCAACGUCAUCCUCAACCUGGAGCAGCAAGUGCGGGAGCGCAAUCUGAACCCGAAGGCGGCGUGUCUGAAGCGACGGGAGGAAGAGAAGGUGUCCGGUGUGGUUGGUGACUCUCCAAUGCAGAUGCCUGGACCUCACCCUGCUCUGGGAGGAGAUGGACACAGUUCUGUCGGUCAUAUAUGAUGAUCUUUGGCUCAUGGAAGAAGUGGCCUUUUUUUUUUUUCUUCUUUUUUUUUUUUUUUAAUCUGUCCCUUCAUCCUCUACAAAGUGUGCGCGCGAGUGUGAUUUCACACGUGUUGACUUGGAAAGUGUCGUCCAUGAAAUGUAAGAGGUCGCAUCUUCACACAUCCGGAGACACAAGUGUACUGCCAAACUGACAACCCGUUCUGCUGCACUCCUGAUUGUGAUUACCAGCGUCAAUGUGAAGAACUGUGUAUUUUAUUUCUCACUUUCUCUCCUCGUUUUUUUUUUUUUUUUUUUUUGCUUCCAUGAACUGAUGGAACACAGGGAUAAAUACCGUAUUCUGUACCAUGGACAGUUCACCCCACGGCUCAGAGUGGGAAGGGAAACAUUUUUAAUCAAGGACUUGUGCCUAAAUAAUUGUUUAUAUAUAUAUAUAUAUAUAUAUAUAUAUAUAUAUAUAUAUAUAUAUAUAUAUAUAAUAUAAAUGAGAGACACUGAAGCACAUUGCUUACUUGUGUGGAACAAAUCUGUUUGGGAGUUGCUUGUAAAUAAGCAAUGUUUUUACGUAGCUUGGCAUUCCCUGCUCAGAGGUACAGUCUUACACGUGUGUUGUGUAACCAAACCCAUGUGAAGUGGGAGAGAACCUGUGGUGCUUUUUUUUUUUUUCCCCUCUUUUGUUCCCUUUUUUUCUUUUUUUCCCUCCCUCUCUCUCUCUUUUUUUCCAGAAGGGUUCAAAGGUUGUGUGUUCUGCAUAUCCCAGCAUGCCCUAGUUCUCCACUCAUUUCCACCAGUCAGAACAAACGCAAAGCUCACGAGAGCAUUUCAAAUGUGUCCAUAUCAAGAUGGCCCAAAAAUUUGUGGACACCUGACUGUUAACCCGUAGGUUUUUUUCUGAACACCCCGUUUCCACAUUUCAGGUGACGUUUUUGCUGUUCUAAUAACCUCCACUCCUCUGGGAAGAUGUUUCUCAUGAUUUUGCUGGUGGAGAUCCAUUUAGCUACAAGGGUGUUAGGUGGAGGUACGGUGAGGAGGCUCAGGGUGCAGUCCAGAGUUCAGCAGGGUUGCAGUUGGAGCUCUAUAGGAGGAGAUAUUCCAUGUAAAGCUGAUCUCCAUCGGGGUUUGGCUGAUAAAGUGUAGGGACAAUUUAAUACCACAUCCUGAGACUGAGUCUUAUAGUAAUUGCGUGUAGAUCUUUAAAUUGUAAGCACAAAUUGUUGAAGAGUCACGUGCGUUGGUGGAAAAGUCCCGUGUCCCGAUGCCUCUGCCUGUAUAGUAUAAAGUUCAAUUCUCCUAUCUCAUGUGUACACCCUGAGUGUGUGACGCCCUGAGGCCCAGCAGUGUGAGAGUUACGGUGUUAUUUUAGGGUCAUCCCAUAGUUCUCAGCUCAUACAGCAGAUCUGAUGAUGAUGAUUCGCAAGAGAGGAAAAUAUCUUCUGCGACACCGGUUCAGAGGCGCACUCGCUGAAACCUCACACUGAAACCUCACCAUGUCCACACGUGCAUAAAGGAUAUUAUUUCAACCUGAGCAGAAAUGUAAGAACGGAUAUAUAUAUAUAUAUAUCGCUAUAUAUUAAAAAAAAGUAUAUAUUUUGUUAGUAUAUACAUUGUAGAUUUAUAAAUAAUAAUAAAAAAUCACUAUUCAUUUGAAGUGUAGAAUUUAUAUUGUUCAAAAGGGAGAGAAAAAGAGAGAGGGAGGGAGAGAGAGAAAGAGAGAGAGAGAGAGAGAGAGAGAGAGAGAGAGAGAGAGAGAGAGAGAGAGAAUGAGAGGGAUAGAAAGAGAGAGAGAGAGGGAGAGAGAGAAAGGGCCCAAUGGGAUCAAAUGACUGGAGAUUUCAGAAUUUCCCCGGGUGGCAUGUCGGUCCUGCGCUCCACACGUCCACACCAUUUCCUCUCUACGUCACUGUGUUUAGGCUUCGUUUAUCUCCGUCAUGAAAUCAGGUCCACAGUCGAAUCGAUUCUCACGGAUGACCAGCGUUCCUUCGGUCGGGAAACUCGGCUUACGGCAGAUCCGUCCCUGUUCGUGAAUUCCUUUCAUAUUGAUUUAUUUUUGACAGAUUGAAGAGAAGAAUCCUGCUCGGCUCUCAUCUCACUUUGGAACAUAUUAUGCAGCUGGUUUUUGAAUGUACACUCGAAUAUAUCCUCCUUAUUUUGCUGUACGUCAGAAUACUGCCAUGUCACUUCUUUUCUUUCAUCGGACAGUAUCUAAUCCAUCUAUUUCUGAUGAGAAAAAACUUUUUUUUUAAUCGUGUGUGGUUACAUGGAUGAUGUAUGUAAGAUAAAUACAGUGUUAUGAAUGAACAUGUCUAUAAGUGUGUCUACUGUGGACACUUAUGUACCCAUAUUUCUUUGAGAUUACAGGAACACAUACGGAUUCCUAAACGAGGAUGUGACCCCUAAUUGACCUUGUGAUAUACAUAUAUAUAUUUUUUUUCUUUUUAAACGUGGCCUUGUCAUCCUCAAGGCAGUCAUAUUCGGUGCCUUAUUAGUGCCUAGUUUUCUUUCCCUUCUAAAAUCAUAUUCAUUUAUAUUUCAAAUGUUCUGAAGUGCUCAAAGUAAAUGUAUGACUCGAAAGUCUCCUGACCUUUUUUAUUUUUUUUCAGGAAUUUUUUAUUUUUUUUUCCUUCAUAAACUUAUAAAUUUCUAAUUAGGUUUGUGUGAUUUGUCAGUAUGUUGGACUUUUUAUUUUUAUUUUAUUUUUUUUCCCCCUCUCUUAUGUGUUUCUGAGAACUCAUUAUUUGGAAAGCAUGUCAAACUUCUGCAGUUUCUACACUUUCCUGCUACCAGUAUUUUUAUUUUAUUUGUCUUUUUUUUUUUUUUUUUUUUGGACCAUCAGCCGAAUUUCUACAAACAAUGCCGUAUUAUAGGCCUCUAGCAGCGAGGACACAAAAGAGCCAGCGUCUAAAAUUUGUAUAAAAUUAUAAAACAGGAUCUGAUUGGUUAAAAAAAAAAAAAAAGCAACCCUCCAUCAAUGAAAUUCCCAAAAGUUUUCUUGCUGGAUCAGUUAUGCAAACAGACCGGUGAAGGAAGUUCUUUGUAGGGUGAGGAUUAUCCCCCUCCCCCCCUCCGUUCUGCAUUAGUUUUCUAUCGUUCACACGAGACGAAAUGAUAGAUUUGGCCAAGUCUUGCAUGUCUGUGCGUGUCCAGUGGCAGAUUCUAUUUUUAUACAAUGAGAAGUGUUGCAUCUUUUUCAAAAUGCAGCAUUGAAGAGCAAAUUCUGUUGCAUCUGAAGUGAAACGUCCUGCCCGACUUUUCUCGACAUACACACCACUGUUACACUGUUAAAUAGGGGAGAUGAACAAUACAGAAUACUGCUGUUGUGGCUUCAGAGUGCCUCCUGGUGUGUGUGUGUGUGCGUGUGUGUGUGUGUGUGUAUGCUGUCUUUUCGGUCUAUUAUUUCUGUUCUUUAUUUUGUUUGUUUUUUUUAUAAAUAUAUAUAAAUCUAUAUAAAAGUAGGUAUUAAGAUUCUGUCCUGUAUAUAACAGUAAUGUAGCAAUAAAUGUGCCAUUUUUAAUAACAAAA
Molecule: messenger RNA, 6210 nt
Organism: Silurus meridionalis
Lineage: Eukaryota; Metazoa; Chordata; Actinopteri; Siluriformes; Siluridae
Gene: tcf3b
Product: transcription factor 3b
Exons: 21
Coding region: 691-2691 (666 amino acids)
Biological process (GO): regulation of transcription by RNA polymerase II
Cellular component (GO): transcription regulator complex
Molecular function (GO): DNA-binding transcription factor activity, RNA polymerase II-specific; RNA polymerase II cis-regulatory region sequence-specific DNA binding; protein dimerization activity
Source: RefSeq, a predicted model, not a curated record